ACCAACCAAUUGACUACUGCAAUCGUGGUUAGCGAUAAGAAUAAAUGGCGUUUUUAAUAUUUGCUAACCUGUUAAUGAUGCAAAAAGCUCUAUUAAAAAUGUGUUUGUAAAAGUGUUCCAGUUAAUUUGAAAGAUGUGAAUUAGUUGUGACUGAAUUUACAAAUUAUGUACUGCCUUCAGUGGCUUAUUCCCGUGUUGUUGAUGCCCAAACCUUCAAACCCAGCCCUGGUGCAAACCCAUGUUAUGUUCAUGGUCUUGUAUUUAAUUGGAUUUUUCCUGGAGAGAAAACCCUGCACAAUAUGCAGUUUAGUGUUUCUAGCUACAGUAUUUUUGAUUUGCUACAGCGGCAUGGGGAACUGUCUGUUCUGGGCCUCCUUUUGUGAAAACGAAAAUGGUUAGCUGAGCCACCAAGUCUAUUUUUUAUCCAAAUUGAGGUAAAGACAGCCCUUUUUACUGUAUCAGGACCUCGUGAUUAUUUAUUAUGUUUUAUGCAAUUUUUCUGUACAUAAAUGACUAUUAUGUUUAUAUUGUUAUUUAUUAAGAAUGGCAUCUGUUUUUCUACCAAAGAAGCCUUUUUUGAUAUGUACAUAAUUUGUAACGAUCCUAUAAUUUUGUGAUUUUCAACAAUGUUGAAUUAGAAACACCAAUGAUGAGCAUAAUGUGCCACUUGUACAGUAUGUUUUAAAAUAAAUCUUCCAACAAUUUUGUCCAGUUACUUUAUAAUUAUUGUAAAAAGUAUGUUAUGUUAGAUUCUUUACUUGCUUUAAAUAAAUUGAUGCUAAACAA
This is a messenger RNA of Tribolium madens (black flour beetle), 786 nucleotides long. Its product is annotated as bladder cancer-associated protein. NCBI's taxonomy places the organism in Eukaryota, Metazoa, Arthropoda, Insecta, Coleoptera, Tenebrionidae. Bases 166 to 399 code for a protein of 77 amino acids. The transcript has a single exon. The record is from RefSeq and is a predicted model, not a curated record.